Messenger RNA from Iphiclides podalirius (scarce swallowtail), 741 nucleotides. NCBI's taxonomy places the organism in Eukaryota, Metazoa, Arthropoda, Insecta, Lepidoptera, Papilionidae. The record is from the annotation of a GenBank genome assembly.
AUGAAGAAUUCGAUUAUUAUAUUCGCCUCAAUCACAACAUUGGCGAUUGGAGAGAAUUUGUUGCCGGAGGAUUUUACGAGAUGCGGCCAGAAGGAUGCCAAGCUGAACGACUGCCUAAAGGGGGCAGUGCCAGACGCUCUCAGAAGAAUGACCAAAGGUAUCCCGGCACUGUCCGUGCCGCCCCUGGAGCCGCUUCUAGUGUCCGGGAUGAACAUAGAGGCGGGCGCGGGGCCGGUGGUCAUCAGCCAAAUCUACCGGAACAUCCAGCUCCACGGCCUCACGGAGUCAAUCCUCACCUCGUACAAAGCCGACCUCAAGCAUUACAGACUUCGGACGGAAUCCUUAACACCUAAGAUGGAGUUCAUCGCCGAUUACGUGAUGAAGGGAAGGAUCCUGGUGCUUCCCAUUCAAGGGAAGGGUGUUGCCAACAUUACUAUGGUGAAUUUGGUUGUUAAACACGACAUUAUAGGAGAACCUGUUAUCAAUGAGGGAAAAACAUACAUGCAUAUAAGAGAUUACAAAGUCAAAUUUAUUCCGCAAAGAGUUAUUCUGCAUUUCUCCAAUUUAUUCAACGGUGAUAAAGCGUUGGGUGACCAAAUGAACAGGUUCCUCAACGAGAAUUCGGACCUCGUAUUCAACGAACUAAAGGAAUCGUACGAGAAGAGCCUCAGUUCGGUAUUCCAAGAUGUCACAAACAAAAUAUUCGACAAAGUGCCGAUGAACAAAAUCUUCCCGGAGGAU